AUGGUUAAAGAACUUGAUGAAUUCCAUUUGUGGGCUGGUGGUGAUGGUGGUACUGUUGUUAACGAUGAUGAUUAUGAAGAUUUUGAGAGUUUGCUUUUUAGAGAGAAUAAUAAGCUUUUAGCAGAGAAUGAUGAUGAACGGAAUAUGCUUGCGUUUGAAGUAAACCAGAGAAUUAUAGAGACACCAAGAAUGAGCUAUGAACAGGAUGAGAUGGCUAAAAAGCUUUUGCGGUUGAAUCCACUUGGUUUACAACUCAAUCUGGCAUCAAACUGGACGAACUCAAUAACGAAUCCAAAAUAUACUAGAACAGUUGAAGCCGGAGCAACCUAUGAAUCAUGUGAGCAAAGCAGGAGUAGCAUUGAUUUUGGUCAGCAACCAAUGUCUGAGAAGUUGAAGGCCUCCAACUUUGCUGCCACAUUUAUCAGAAUCGGCUCUUGGGAGAGAAAAUCUAAGAAUGAAGGUGACCUGGUGGCUAAGUGUUAUUUUGCUAAGAAGAAGCUGGUGUGGGAACUCUUGAAAGGGGGUCUGAAAAGCAAGAUUGAGAUUCAAUGGAAUGAUAUAAUUGGAAUAAGUGCUGUAAUCAAGGAGAAUGAACCUGGAACUCUACAAGUUGAGCUAAACCUGGCUCCUACUUUCCAUGAGGAAACUGAUCCGCAGCCGCGGAAACAUACCAUUUGGAAGCCAACAUCAGACUUCACAGGAGGGCAAGCUUCCAUUUGCAGGUGA
Molecule: messenger RNA, 726 nt
Organism: Dovyalis caffra
Lineage: Eukaryota; Viridiplantae; Streptophyta; Magnoliopsida; Malpighiales; Salicaceae
Source: the annotation of a GenBank genome assembly